AUGCCAGCUAGGUGGAGGACCAAGUCGGGCUGUCUUACGUGCCGCAUGAGACGAAAGAAAUGUGAUGAAGGAUCACCGAACUGCCAGUCAUGCUGUCGCAAUGGCCUAACCUGCAUCUGGUCGCCGCAGGAGACGCCUGUGGGUCGUCACUGCAAUGCGCCUUCUACCCUAAAUAAUCAUACUCCCACCCUAAAAUAUCCAUCUCCGUUUGAUAGCCCUUCCAGAGAGUCCCUAUUUCAGUAUUUUGCGUCAACCAUGAUACCCCAAUUGCUGAUCCCUGGGACUCCCUUGGAUACCGGCAAUGAGCUCAUCCCUCUCGCAGCGCAAUACCCUUGCGUCAGGGACUCUUUUCUAGCCUGUGCGACUCUGUUUCUAUCUCAGAGCAGCGGCGUGCCAGCCCCUCCGCAAGCGUUGACGUACUACUCGGACGCCCUCCGUUAUACUAGACGAAUGAUUGAAGAGUCGAGGGUAAAUGGUACAGAAGACUGGCUGCUCUUGCAGGCUUUGUUGCUUUGUAUCUUCGAGCGCGCUCAAUCUGGACCGUAUUGUGAAGCCAUGUCCCAUCUACUCGGCGCAUCACGUAUCAUGGCACUUAAAGUGAGAAGUUCUGCAGAUCAAUUGACCCGAACCAGUCCAUUUCAGCAAAUGUGCGCCGCGUCCUUACUUUACCACGCCGCGACAACCGCUCUUCUCAGCCCGGACAUUUCCCGACUACCGGAGGGCACGACAUGGAAACAGCUGCAGCAGUUCAUAGAGCCCAGCUAUACCUCCCUCUUUGCUAUCCCACCAACGCUGUGUCGGCUCAUACUUGAAAUUUCUCGCCUCGCUCGUCGCACGCCUUUGAACGACCACGACAAACAGCUGGCCAGUAGUCUGCGCGAUCAGCUACAACCAUACCUGCCUCUUCAUCUCACUCCAGAUGAAACCAUCUGCAGCGAAGAAGGCCACGAUCAUGAAGCGGAAGAGAUCAAAAAAGCGGCGCAACUAUAUGCGCUAUCAGCGGAUAUUCUACUACUAAAAGCAACCAACCCAGAGCUCACAGCCAAGGACAACCGAGUCCAGACCCAAGUCAAGCAAAUCAUGAAAGUCCUGCAAUCCGACGUGCAGGGACUCUUCUGGAACCAGCAUUACUCCUGGCCAUUUGCGAUUCUCGGCUGUGUCGUUCAACGCGAGACAGAGAUGCUUUUCUUACUGGGGAGGCUGGAAAAGCUAUGGGAAAGAUCUCACUGGGGCGACAUUCAACGCACAGCCAACUUCUGUCGAGCGAUUCUCGAUUCCAGACGCCAGAAUGCCCAAUUUGCUGGGUCGCUGCGGGAUCCAAAGUCCGGAGCUCCUGGUUGUCCUGAACCGUUUGAUAUGCUGCUUUAUCCGGAUUGGCUCUUGCAGCUCACAGGUUGA
Aspergillus puulaauensis is the source of this 1398-nucleotide messenger RNA. Its product is annotated as Zn(II)2Cys6 transcription factor. The transcript is spliced from 3 exons. Gene Ontology annotation, cellular component: nucleus. The record is from RefSeq and is a predicted model, not a curated record. Gene Ontology annotation, biological process: positive regulation of transcription by RNA polymerase II. NCBI's taxonomy places the organism in Eukaryota, Fungi, Ascomycota, Eurotiomycetes, Eurotiales, Aspergillaceae. Gene Ontology annotation, molecular function: DNA-binding transcription factor activity, RNA polymerase II-specific; transcription cis-regulatory region binding; zinc ion binding. The coding region runs from base 1 to 1398 and encodes 465 amino acids.